GCAAACACGAGCUGAACAAAAUAUGACGAGGAUUUUCUCUUUUAUCAUCUUUCUCCUUGCGAUGUUCUGCACGAGUUUGAUCAGCUCAGUUUCUGCAGGUUGGAUGCAAGCUCAUGCAACUUUCUACGGCGGAAGUGAUGCUUCUGGUACAAUGGGUGGAGCAUGUGGUUACGGCAACCUCUACACCGAUGGUUACGGAACAAACACGGCAGCGUUAAGCACUGCAUUGUUCAACGACGGCAAAUCUUGUGGCGGCUGUUACCAAAUGGUCUGCGAUGCGGCCAAAGUGCCACAAUGGUGUCUUAAAGGCAAAUGGAUAACAAUCACAGCCACAAACUUCUGUCCUCCAAAUUAUGCUUUACCAAAUGACAAUGGAGGUUGGUGUAACCCUCCCAGGCCUCAUUUCGACAUGGCUCAGCCUGCAUUUGAGACCAUUGCUAAGUACAGAGCCGGCAUCGUCCCUGUUCUCUAUAGAAGGGUCGGAUGUAGAAGAAGCGGAGGUAUGAGAUUCACAAUGAACGGUAGAGAUUACUUUGAGCUUGUCCUCAUCUCAAAUGUAGGAGGAGCAGGUGAAAUUUCCCAAGUAUGGAUCAAAGGCUCUAAAAGCAGCAAAUGGGAAUCAAUGUCAAGAAACUGGGGAUCUAAUUGGCAAAGCCUUACUUACCUUAAUGGCCAAAGUCUCUCAUUCAAAAUCCAAACCAGUAAUGGUAAAAUCAAGACAGCACUCAAUGUAGUUCCUUCGAAUUGGCAGUUUGGUCAAAGCUUUAAGAGCAACUUAAACUUUUGAAAGCACACUCUUCU
Molecule: messenger RNA, 801 nt
Organism: Camelina sativa (false flax)
Lineage: Eukaryota; Viridiplantae; Streptophyta; Magnoliopsida; Brassicales; Brassicaceae
Product: putative expansin-A17
Biological process (GO): plant-type cell wall organization
Cellular component (GO): extracellular region
Source: RefSeq, a predicted model, not a curated record